AUAGAGACAAAUAAUUAGAGCAUUAGAUAGCUCCACCAAAGGACCAAGAAGUAGGCAGGCCUACAGUAGAAAAAGUUUGCAAUGUUGGGCUUUGCCGUGAACAGCAUGCAAUUUCUUCUUUCUGUGGCCUCUCUAGAUUAUGUUCUUUCUUUGUGAGUCUGAAUACAGGAGUAAAUGUAAUAUUGCAAUUCUUUCUGAGACAUCUCUCUCAGCUUUCUUUAUUAGAACUGCCCCUUUAUAAAUUUUAGCAGUUUAAAAAUAGCUUUUUAUAUUCCAAGAAGUGUAUUGAAACAUAUCUUGCAGUUUACUACUUGAUUUAAUUAGAAUUAUGCUUCAGUAUUGGCAGAAAUCGAUGCUGUAAACUUUCUACAGCUUAGGAAACAGAACUUUAUUCACUUUUUCAUUUAGUUAUUUGUCAAUUAACCUAGCAAAAAUAGCGCACGUCAACCGCAAAUAAAGUUUCCUGCAGUAUUGGACAUAAUAAGACAAUCGUUGCUAUAGUGAUAGCCUUGUUUGUCCUGGAUUCGAAAGACCUGUCGCUGUUUUUAAUUGCACAAUCGGUUGGAAAAUACUUCACGUGUCAUUCCCGCGUGUAAAAUGAAAGAUUCUUGUAAUAUUCAUAGCUGCAAGUUUAGUUGAAUUCUUUGAAUGUAAUCAGUCAUGUGGUUGUAGAUGGGCAGAAUGGCAGUGCAGCAGAUUUGAGUUGGAGGGUAACAGAGUAGCAGCAAGGCAAAGUCGCAAAGUUGCAAAGUAGCAAAGUAGCAGAGUUGCAAAGUCGAAAUUAGCAAAGUUGCAUUGAAGCAAGGUGUGGAAGAUUGGAAUUUACAGCAUUUACAGCUGUUGCGACCACAAGGCAAUUAAUAGUAAACCAAAGUUUGUUUGGAAAACAUUAGCUGCACCGUGCAGCUGCACCUUGAGAGAGAUAUGCUUUUGUUGCACUAUAAGUAUCUGAUCUGUAAAAAAUGAUCAUUUGAAGCAAAGCAUUAGAACUGGAGUACUACAUAUUGGAGAGAGUCUUUGUGACGAUGCAUAAAUGAUGCAUCUUGUGAGCCAUUGUUAUUAAUGAGAUCUUACUUUUGCCUAGCUAUUUUUGAGCUAUUGGCAUUGUACCCAGUCUUCUUGGACUAGUGCACAUGGACUUCAUAAAAACAAAUUGGCAAGGCCUAGUGUGACGAUUAAGAAAGAUCUGGAAAGGCAGAUAGCUCAGGAAAUUGCAUUGGCACAACAAUAAAUUCAAUAAUGAUUUGAUAUCUAAUAAUGGUUACACCAGAGCCCACAAAAUCAACAAACGAUAUGGUAUUUUUGCCAAAAGAAGAUGACAGAAAUUUUGCCUUGCUUGACCAAACAUUUUUUCAGCGUGGUUAUGACAACCAGAUUUCGAAGGUUGAGGAAAAAGAGCUCAAAAAGGCUCGAAGGAGGAUAAAAAACAAGAUUUCUGCACAAGAAAGUCGUCGACGUAAAAAAGAAUACAUUGAUAGUCUAGAAAGCAGGGCUCGUUUAAAAGAUCAGGAAAAUGAUGAACUAAAAAAGAAAAUUGAAUCAUUGGAGGCGAAAAUGAGAUCUUUGGCUGAUGAAAUGUUCUGCAUGAAUCAAAAUGCUGCAGACAAGGCAUACAGGUCUGAGAAUAGAUCACUUGUCAAGCAGACCAAAUUGGUGACAAGAGCGACGCAAACAGGGAUGUGCCUACAGUGCUAUUUUGAAGAAAACAAAACGCCGUCUCCUCAUCCUUCUCUGGCCUCCCAUCAUCGUUUUCCAAACAUGGUCUAUGAAAACGCGGAGCAUAACACACUUAUUCGAGGCACAGAUCGGAGCAACCAACGGCAGUAUGACGCAAGAAUGCCUUUACCCAACACUACAGAGCGUUCUUUUGACUACAUUGCAACACAGUCCGAGAAAGAAGGAUUGAUAACUUCAGACAGUACAACGAGGGACCACUUAAGAAAUGGAUUUCCUGAAAUGCAAAAUGAUCCAGCUGGCAAGAAACAGAGCAAAGAUUCCAUGGUUGUUUAUUCCAGUCAGAAUAUUAUCUUAAUCAAAGAUUCCACAAUUGGCAAGAAAGUGAAAGCCGCCGUAGAGCAUGCUUCUCUUUUUAGAGAUACUCCUAAGGCUGACAGCAAAACAGUAUUCAGCGACAUUGACAAUGAAACACAAAACACUAGAUGUUAUAACAAAUCAUCUGAUUGUUUUAAUCAGACUUCAUUAUCUCGAAAAGGGAGUAUUCAGUCUCCAAACCAACUUAGCCCAUUAUAUAGUUCUCAACAAACUGACAUUAGGGACAUGUCAAGUGAUGAGGUUUUUACAUACCCGCAGCAGGAAGAAGGAGCUCUUACAAUAAAGAAUCUUAGUGAAGAGAUAGGACGAUACAACAUCGAACAGAGAAUAGGCCAUACUUCACUGCAGUCUUUAAUGAAAUCAAGGCAUCAAAAUACAGAAAAUCACGGGAAAGACUUGAAGGGCAUAAGAUCAACGAGUGAAACCAAUAACAGACUUGUUUUCAAUCUUUGGGGUGAUAUAGUCCCCGAAAGAUUUUCAUUAGAAAAAUACGCGAAAAAGAGACAUCAUAGCGACCCUCCUGUUGUUCAACGUAAUUUUAAUGAAUUUUCAGGCAUUUGGAAAAUCAAUGAUAAGCUACCCGGUAAAGUAUCGCGAAUAGCUUCCAAUGCACAAUCUGAAGUUGAAGCCAGCUUUACAGGGGAUAGUGAACGCACCAUGCUUGACGAUGACGAGACAUCUCUGGAAAGAACUGCAUAUCGAUCAAAUGUUAAUGACAAUGCAUUUGGUAUAUCAUGGAUGAAAGAGAAACACAGUGGAGGUUGUAGAGGUGAAGAACAACGUGUGUCAGUAAUUGUAAAUGACAACAAGAUGGAAGUAAAACAAAAAUUGUCAGCUUCUUUUGACGCAGAGAACCCCAGUGAUAAUAAAAAAAGGUUCUUAGAACCGGAGAAAGAGCCACCAGGUGUUCUGGUUAAGCAAGAUGAAAUGCGUGAGACCAGUCAAGCUGAACGAAUAUCAGGUGAAAGUUUUCAAAAGUUUAGCAAGAAAGGAACCUGUAGAAUACAAUCUUCAAGUGCACCAUCGUGCAUGCUCCACUCGCAUUUCAGAGAUACUGAAACCAAUCACCGAGAAAAACACGAAAGAAGCUCAAGUUGUUCAUAUAUAAUUGAGCGAGGACCAUACAAUCGGAAAAAGGAAAGAGAAUCCGGCAAAAGAUUAGAGGGUAAUCAAAGGGAAGGCGAAAUGUCCCUGUGUGAUUUUACUGACAAUGCCCCUCAGAAGGUUAAAGGUGAACCCUUUGCAAGAUGGCCAAUUGCAAGUAGUAUGCCAAGCAUGUGUAUCGAAACUGCUGCAAGGAAUGCAGAAAUUGACAGACGUAAUAAGAACACCACAACCAACCGUGCAGUACCAGCAUUUUUUUACACUGGUAGAAGGCCAAUGGACCAAUUUAUGUAGGAGCUGAAACAAAAGAAGUGCAUAAAGAUGCUGAGAAACAUAUGUAUAUAUAGACAUGAUGUUGAGAGGCAGAAAUAAGCAUAGAAUAUACCAAAAGGAAACGUCUGGAUUCCUAACUUCCGGUGGAUUUUGACCGUCAAACCGCUGAUUCAUCGCUGGAAUUGACAAUUUUCUGUGACAAAAUGGAAAAAAAACUACUCUUGGAAGUAAAAGAAAUGUUGCAUUUGAAAAUCCAAACCAACUUUCUUUGCCAAGAUAGCUUGUAGCUCUUUUUUACUGUCAGGCAACGUUGCCUUCUAAUUAUCCUGCUCUUGUAUUUGGGGGUAAUUUGCUACUGGUAGCAAGUAUGGAUGAUGACAAUGCCGCUGUCCGUAUCAUCAAAUGCACUAUGAGAAUGCAAAGAUCUUGCAUCCAGAAAAAUUAGCAUUGAUGAUCUAGAAUUCAGGUCUCCUAUAAUUGAUGUAAAUGAAAGGGAGUAAAGGACGAAAUUUUUGUAUUGAUUUCUUAAUUGCAUCGUUGACUAAUGCUCUAUGAAGAGCGAUAAUUUCUCUUAAAAAGAGAGUUAGGCGAAUGCCUGGCAAAAGAAAUGUAAUAAUUAAUUAUAUCGAAUUUAAAUGUCUAAAGGCUAAUUUGAUGCUAUUAGUAUGCUCUGAGAAGCUAGUUUUAAGUUUUGGAAAAGAAAAAUAAGAAGCCAAUGAAAGGAAGGAAAACCUAGAUCAAGUAUUAGAAUCGCAAACAUAUUCAACUAAGUUUAGUUUCUGAAAGAAUCAAAAUUUAAUGCUCGUUACAAAUGCAAACUGUAAAUGAAAGCGCCUUUCUUGACCCGUUAUCUUGGAGCCAGUGGGUCACUUUAACAGUUUUACGCGUAGGGUUUAUCGAGAAUUGUCAAAAUUCACUUAAGAUUAUCAAAAGAAUUAAGAAGCCCGUAAGUAUCAACUAACAAGUUUUGCUGAGACCCAAUAUCAAAAGCUAAAUAGUUUUGCUUAGAACAUAAGAAGUUACUGGCCGUAGUGACUUAAGCUGUUAUUUAAUUAUCAUUCAAAACAACAUCAAUUUCAUGACAUCAGACCUUAGAAGAGGGAUGCACAACAGUAAGGAAAUCCAGCUGAUGCAUUUGCUUAAGUAUCUGAUGGAAAAUAUUUACUCUUUUAUGCUUUUUUAAUUUUAUCAUCUGUAAGUAUUAAAACGUUUAUAUUGUUUAGUCGGGUACCAAAAAGUGUUGGAUAAGAAGGAAAAUUUUACCAAGAAUUAUCGGAUUGAACCCAUCCCCGUAUAUGCGGAGUUCAAGUCUCCCCAUGGGAAAUCGGACAAGGCUACCUCUUUAAAGGCUCUUGCGCAACCGGCAUGCUUUGCGGCUAUAUUUUUAAAACCGGCCUAUCGUACUACGUGAAGAUACAAAACACAAUCAAUUUCUCUAAACAGUUGCCGCUGAGCAUGCCGGUUGCGCAAGAGCCUUUAAAGCACAACGUGUUUAUAACUAACUCCAAUUCCAUGUCAGAAGUUGUAGCUUUAAAAUACUUUUGAGUGGCCUACUUCUAGUGCUCCGUCGGUAGACAUAAUUUACUUACGUUUGUAGAGCAAAAAUCUCGCUCCCUAUGACGUUAACUGUAUUAUCUUAAUAUGUAAUUGGAGAGUAGAGCUGAUUAGUUUCCAGCAUAAAGUUUUCAUGACAGACCAUUUGUAGAUCAGUAGAUUUUAACAUAAAUAGCUAUUCUUUUCCGGGAAAGUUUUUGAAAUGAUGGCAAGAAUAUUGCUUAAAUUUUCAAAGAAAUUCAACUGCGUGCUUUGAAAGGAAAAUGGAAUAAUUUCAGGGCUCUCACUGUGGCACUGCUAGACUAAAUAGACAUCUUGAUUGGCUUUGUAUUUACCUGGUCUGGAGAUUCUGCAUUCGCUGGCAAGCAGACUUCGCUCUUUCUUUUAGAGAAACCAUAAGUGAAUAAGUAGUUCUUAGAAGCAAAGCUUGUGUCAAUUUUUUGGGGGUCUCCAGGAUCCCACACUUUUUUCUUUAGCUAGACCACUGGUUUCAGGACGUUUAUAUAUUGACUUAUCAAAAUGCUGCUAUCUACGUCUGAUUAAGCUAGUGAGAAUUCUUUAUCAUAGUUUGUGUUUUGUUGAAGAAAAUUUUGUUUGCAUUGUAUUAUAAUGGCUUCCAUAUACUAAGUAAUUGAUAACUUGCUUUUCAAUGCUUCUUGCAACACCCUGACUCACAUAAACUACCCCAUGUUUCUUGUCGUUUGAGGGAUGAAGUAGCUUUUAGUUCAUCCUAUUGGAAUCGGUGAUAACUUCGAAAUCUGCAGCUCAUCAAAAUAACGCAAAAAAUUAGACGCAAUAUAUAACAAAAGCAUCCUAAGUUUAUAACAUGAAAUUAAAGUAUUGAUUUCACAUGAGAGGACGAAAAGCGUUAUUGAUUGGCUCCGUGUUAUUGUAGCCGCUAACUCCGUAUAUAAUUGAAUAGUCCAAGAACAAAAUUUUCUUGCAUUCUUGUAUAAAUAGCAAACACGCAAAAUCUGCAUGCAAAAUUAUCUUCAAAGGAAAAAGUUUUAAUAAAAUUUUAAUUUUUUUUAGUAUUUUAAGACCGUUAUUGUUUUAAUUUUACCGAUUUUAAAGUAUCUUCAAGAAUAUUCCAUUCAUACACAGUAUCAUAAAAGUAGCUGCGUGCCAGCCAAGUCUUAAGCCCUGUUUAUGUUUUGGUUUAUUGCCAUGGUGUUUCUGAGAGAGUGCUUGGACGGUACCAAUACUAGAAUAACUUAAAGAAGAAACAUGUAAAGGUAGAAAGCAAUUAAGAAGGUAUGAAAUUCAUUAAAUGAAACACCUGUCUGCUUUAAUUGAUAUUAGCCCUUGGAAACCUGAUGCCAUUAUUGGUAGCUCUUGCAUUUAAACAUCACGGUAUAUUUUGAGUCGGGGUUGUGUCCAAUCCUUUUGAGGUAGCAAAUCGUCUUUCAUAAGAAUAUGAUGAUUGAGAUUUUCAAAAGCAAAGGGACACGUCCUCUCUUCCAGUUUUCGGCGGGAUCUAUUUUUGUUUCGUCUGAAUUCAUUCUAUGAGAAAACGUACAUACACCUUGAUGCACAAGAUUUACGUUUCUUGUAAAAUUGUAUCUCGAUGCUUUAUGAGUAUGUUUUUGACAAGUUAUUUUGUUAGAGUCAACUGCAGAAUACUCUCGAGAUGUCUAGAUGUAUAGCUAACAUCAGUGGAAAGGCUUUUUAGAUUUUUUUGUAUCAAAUAGUUUAGAAUCAUUUCAUUUAUUUUUAACAAUUUGUUUGAACUGAUCAAUACGGUGACUUGACACCAGGGCCCGUUUAGCACUUGGUACCGUACUCUAGCGGAACUUACACACGAAUUUGUUUUUUUAGGCAUCUUGAAAAGAAUCUAAGAUUCGUUAGAGGCUUUACGAUUGUUAGCUAGUAUCCUGUCAAUAAAAUGCUUUUUCAUACGGGAAACAUUAUCUUAUACAAAGAUACUUUUUGUGCCAAAUCGGUAUAUUGAAGCAAAUUUUCAGAGCAUGUUGCCCAU
Molecule: messenger RNA, 6961 nt
Organism: Rhopilema esculentum
Lineage: Eukaryota; Metazoa; Cnidaria; Scyphozoa; Rhizostomeae; Rhizostomatidae
Biological process (GO): regulation of transcription by RNA polymerase II; regulation of apoptotic process
Molecular function (GO): DNA-binding transcription factor activity, RNA polymerase II-specific; cAMP response element binding
Source: RefSeq, a predicted model, not a curated record